CUUGGUAAGUUUCCGCAAAAUCGCAACCACCACCACAACAACACCACGAUUCCCGAUCCCAACCACCUUUGCGACCUCGACAACACAUCGCAAAAAUGGCGACGGAAUUGACUGUUCAGUCGGAGCGUGCUUUCCAGAAGCAGCCCCAUAUCUUCCAGAACUCCAAGGUCAAGGCCAAGUCCACGAGACCCGGCAAGGGUGGUCGACGAUGGUACAAGGAUGUCGGUCUAGGCUUCCGAACCCCCAAGACCGCGAUUGACGGCAGCUACAUCGACAAGAAGUGCCCCUUCACUGGUCUCGUCUCCAUCCGUGGCCGUAUCCUGACCGGCACCGUUGUCUCCACCAAGAUGCACCGAACCGUCAUCAUUCGACGCGAGUACCUCAAGUUCAUCCCCAAGUAUGCCCGAUACGAGAAGCGACACAAGAACUUGGCCGCGCACGUCUCUCCCGCUUUCCGUGUUGAGGAGGGUGACCAAGUCACAGUCGGCCAAUGCCGACCUCUUAGCAAGACUGUCCGAUUCAACGUUCUUCGUGUGCUUCCCCGAACCGGCAAGGCGGUGAAGAAGUUCAGCAAGUUCUAAGUUGGGGAUCUUUCCUGGGCAUCGAUGGCGUUGUUACUUCAUGGUUCUUCACGAUCUCAGAUACGGAACGGGUGAUUCAUAGGCUUUCUGCUAGUGCACAGAGAUGCAACAUUGGCAGUUCUGAGAAAUAAAAAGGAUAUACCAGACGCAUCGUUUUGUUUUCCAACGGCGUGAAUAUGGUUUGCUAUAGCUUACCUCUGAUAUACAAGCGACCAGCUUGACAAGGAAUCCUCUAGGAUUUCUUAAUUCUGUUUGCCGAGCCUCCAGGUGGAUCGAGACCGCGGUAUUAUUGGAGGUCCAUUCUGAGUUUGUAUCCGCAAUAGAUUCACUAUGAAAUUCAUCGGUUGCCUACGGUAUCCUGACUGACCGAUUCUUCGCGACCAUUAGUCUUCGGCUUAUUUGACUAGGACACCUCCUUGCUAGGCAUGUAGGUAGUUGAAUUAACAAGAGAUGUAAAAGAUAUAGUAACACGGGCGAAGUUAUCAAG
This is a messenger RNA of Daldinia loculata, 1068 nucleotides long. Its product is annotated as ribosomal protein S17-domain-containing protein. The transcript has 4 exons. Gene Ontology annotation, molecular function: structural constituent of ribosome. Gene Ontology annotation, cellular component: cytosolic small ribosomal subunit; ribosome. Gene Ontology annotation, biological process: translation. Bases 96 to 581 code for a protein of 161 amino acids. The record is from RefSeq and is a predicted model, not a curated record. Lineage: Eukaryota; Fungi; Ascomycota; Sordariomycetes; Xylariales; Hypoxylaceae.